Messenger RNA from Rhinocladiella mackenziei CBS 650.93, 1053 nucleotides. RefSeq lists its product as uncharacterized. The transcript is spliced from 3 exons. The record is from RefSeq and is a predicted model, not a curated record. Gene Ontology annotation, cellular component: Golgi apparatus. The coding region runs from base 1 to 1053 and encodes 350 amino acids. NCBI's taxonomy places the organism in Eukaryota, Fungi, Ascomycota, Eurotiomycetes, Chaetothyriales, Herpotrichiellaceae.
AUGUACAUACCUAAUUCAAAAUGGACUUGGACCUUCGCCCUCGUCGCCUUGGUCCAGGCGUGUGUCGUUCUCGCUUUUGAGAGCUAUGUCUUUGCUCAUUUCCAAAUCCACCUUCAAGGUGUUGGUGCAACCAACAACACUUCGUCUCGAACCAUCCCGACCUUUUUGACCCUCUAUAUUUUCGGUUUCAUUUAUCAACUCAUCCUCGUAUGGGAUGCUCUGCGUAUGAAAAAUACCAUUCAAGUCAUUGGCUUGGUGUUGUACAAUAUCGGCCUCCUCAUUUAUGGCUCUGUACAAAUGGAACAGAUCAGGGAUGCCGUGUUUCAAUUGGCGGAAGAUGAUUUCAUCCAUCGAGAGGUCUGGGGUGACACAAAACCAUUCUUGAUCGCGAUUCCAUGCAUUUUGGCCUUCGGGACUGUUCUUAUGGCAGGAUGUGCCUGGAAGCUAUAUGACGAAUUUGCCUGGACCAUUUACAAACGCAUUUCGGCCGAUCUGAGGAUGAAACGACGAUAUCUUCAGUAUCAGGUCUAUAUUGCUUUGUUGAAGUUCGACUUCUUCUUCUUCCUUGGAUUCACCGUCCAAUUCGUCGUCAUUGUCACCCAGCGACAAGUCGAAUUCGCCCUUACCAUUGCAGCCAUUCCGGUCACCAUCCUCAUUCUUCUGGCCGCUGCUUGGUUUGUUCGAAAGGAAUCCCUUUGGGGAACCAUUGGAGUUAUUAUCCUCUACUUUGGUGGUCUCGCAUACUUUAUCUUCAAGAUGGUUCGAAUGUACUCUCCGUCUCACGAAGGUCCAUAUCUCCCAGCACGAAAAGAACUCACCACAUUCGCCAUCUUGACCAUCAUUCUCAUUCUUCUCACCAUCGCGAAUGCAUGUCUGUGCGCGAACAAUUACAACAAGGGCCUCAAGCCCUACGUCAAUAAAUCAUCCAGUAACGAAGAUGAUGAGAAACCCAUGGCGAGUGCUUAUGCGCCCUAUGCCACUGAGAUGAAACCCGGUGUAAAUGGAAAAUUGCCGGCGGCCAGACCAUCGGGUGCCAGGAUGGAGAUUGACUAA